UUCAUUCGAGUGACGAUACCAGAAGGUUAAACUUCGACGACGAGACAACGAUCGCACAUUUAAACAUUUUGAAUUGUUAAAUAAUUUACCGCUAGCUAAAACCACCAACUUUGAAUAUUUUGAGUUAUUGUUUACAAGCUUUGUUUGGCGAUACUUUUUUUGGAAGCGACUUUCCAGACAUAUAUCGACAACAGUACAAAGGUACCACGCUACAGUCGACGAACUCUUCGCCCGUGGCACUAGAACACAAUGGCCAAGGGAGAAGACACAAACUCUGAAAUGGCCCUUGCUCGUCAGAGUGAUGGCAUCAAUGUGAUUUUUGACCAGAAUAGCUCUUCCUCAUCUCGGUCCAGAUCCAGGAGCAGAGGUAGCUACAGGAGACGUUACAGGUCUUCAUCUUCUUCAUCCAACAGCAGGUCUUCCUCUCACUCAAGAUCCCGCUCUCACCCUCGUUGCCACAGACAUUCCUCCCGUUGCCGCUGUGACAACCAUCGCAGAUAUGGCCGUGGCCGCUACCGCCACUCCUCACCACGUAACUAUAGGGCACAGUCUCGCUCUGACAACCGCUCACCCUCUCCAGACAGGUACUCCCGUCGUAGACACUACAAGUCCGGCUCAAAGUCUUCAAGCAAAAUAAACAGACACAGGAGGACUGGAAGUCAGCUUAGAAAAAGAGUUUCCCAAUCCCCACCCAGAUCCAACAGGAGGCACUCGAGGUCCAGAUCUUCCAGACAUUCUGUCAGUUUGACUGUGGAUGACAAAAGAGAACUCCUACAAGCUGCCAAGGCCAAUGCUAAGAAGAUGUUGGGACUGGAGGGGCUUGAACUUCCUGAGAGUGUGAAACCAACCCUUUCUGAGCAGUGCAGUGAGUCACCAGUGUCAGAGACAUGGGUGAGACUAGACCCGGAAGAAUCUCCAUCACAGAGCAGCGAUGUGGAGCCUGACGAACGCAGCCCAACGAUGUCCCCUAAAAGGAAAAUCAUCUCUUUCAGCAUUAAUAAUUCUGUGGCCAAACCAACAGUGGCAGCUCUGUCUAGUGCUAAGGUAACUCCCAGAAUGGACAGCUAUGAAAGCAGGAAGCCCUAUGGCCACUGGGUUCCAGUCAGAUCACGAAAAUCGUCCAACGCACGCAAACACACACUCCACACGUCACACUAGUGUGGCAGAUUAAAUGGACGCUGUAAAUACUGUAAUUAUUUUUUUCAUAUCAUCUUCAAUCAAUUCAUGGCAGGUGUUUUCUUUCAGAUAUUUAAAGAGUUAAGUUGGAAGAAAUGAAGAAUUCGUUCAGGUGGGAUUAUUUCUCUCCCUCAGUUUUGUAUUGUAUAUGCUGUUUAUAGAUGAAAUAAAGUAUUUGAUAGAAAAAACAA
Scomber scombrus (Atlantic mackerel) is the source of this 1367-nucleotide messenger RNA. It is a transcript of the gene rsrp1, whose product is annotated as arginine/serine-rich protein 1. The transcript is spliced from 5 exons. NCBI's taxonomy places the organism in Eukaryota, Metazoa, Chordata, Actinopteri, Scombriformes, Scombridae. The coding region runs from base 250 to 1158 and encodes 302 amino acids. The record is from RefSeq and is a predicted model, not a curated record.